Messenger RNA from Esox lucius (northern pike), 2786 nucleotides. Its product is annotated as protein ITPRID2. Gene Ontology annotation, molecular function: signaling receptor binding. The coding region runs from base 409 to 1836 and encodes 475 amino acids. The record is from RefSeq and is a predicted model, not a curated record. The transcript has 2 exons. NCBI's taxonomy places the organism in Eukaryota, Metazoa, Chordata, Actinopteri, Esociformes, Esocidae.
CAGUGAGUAGUUUACUACACCAUCAAAAGGCACUUGGAAACUGUAGGAAACUCUGACAGGAACAUGUCUGGCAGACCCAAACCCACAACAGAAUCAGAAGACAGCUUGCGUAAUAAACGGCUCACAGGACAACAGCUUCAAACACAGCUUAACACUGAUCGAAAUAAGAAAGUCUGUUUCAAAUGUGAAGAGAAGAGCUGCAGGUUUGACAGGUCAAGGGGCAGUAAGGAAGCCCUUGCUAAGAUGGCAAAAUAAGAAAGAGGCUUGCCUGUUCCAUGAAGCACCACCAGUGGACUACUGAAGACUGGGAGAAGGUCUUAUGGACCUAUGAAUCAAAAUGUGAGAUUUUCAGUUCAUCACGCAUGGUUUUUGUACGCCAUCGAGUAGGCAAAAGGAUGGUUCCUCAGCAUGAUGGUCUGGAGUUCUUUUGCUGGAUCCAGAGUUGCCGACUUGAACAAAGUGCAGGACUCUAAUAACCAGUUUAUCAGAGAGAACAGAUUGACCACCCCAGGGCCGAAGUGUCCUACCUGUUUCACAGUCACCCAGGGCCCAGCUCUAGGUUUCAACUCAGAAUCCAGCUCUCCCUAUGACUCCUGCUCAGAGUCAGACUCAUCCUCAGGUCAACCAAGUAGGGUUAUGGGGUCCGCGGUCAUGCUUCCUCAAGUGCCUGUGAGCAAAGACUGCAAGCUUUUGCCCACUGGUUUAGAGACACAGGCCAGGCAAGAUCUGGGGAAAAAUAUAGCCCCCGAUGAGGUCCCAGAGGGACGAAGAAGGCCACCCCUAAAUAAAAGCCAUUCUUUACCCACAUCUCUUCCCAGCUCACAUCGUGUGGUGUCCUCCCUGAACGUUCAACUGUUCCCAGGAAAUAGUAUUUGCCCUUCACCCUGCGUCUCAUACCAUUACAGCUCAGUGAGGAAGGAGGAUGGGGCCGAAGAUGAGAAAUGGCAGUGUUCUGUUCAGUCAUCCCUUAUCAUUAACAAGCCCAACAGUCAGAAAAGAGAUCUUCCCCCCCUGCCUCCUAAACCACAGCCAAGUCAUCUAACUAGUCUGCCCCAUAUCAUGCCAAGCAGUACCUUGGUCUGGCCCGUACAGUCUCAUUGGGAGCAACAAAGUACCUGGAAAGCCCCCAGUCUGCCAAACAAACCCUCAAACAAUAUUACAUACUACACGCCAUCAGACAAUAUCCUCAACAACACACAUAUGCCAGGCUACCAUUUAACACCACAGCAACAACAACAACCACCACAUUAUCAGAAAAAGUGGCAAGAACUCCAGAAACAGCUACAGCUGCAUAAACAGUGGGAAACACCUCAACUUCAACAACAAUGUUGGCAACAACCACAGCCCCAACUGCAGCCAUACUUGCAUCCUCAAAGUGCCCCCUAUGCUGUCAGUGACCAUCCUCCUAGCAGUGCCCACCACCAAUGGCCUAUUAGCAGGACGGCCAAUGUUCCUCAUGGCUGGGUUCACAAUGAACUCCAUCCUGAGUUCUACACACAUCCAGACAGUAGGCUUUACACAAACAUACACAGCCGACCACAAAGACUGCCAGCCCCUUUGCCAAGUUGCUUUCCACACUGCGCCACUUGUGCCAACUGCAGCUCUUCCUACCCUAAUAGUGUGAAACCUUCUCCAGGUUACCUUCGUACUGAUAGAGAGCUUCAGCUCAGAGCUCUCCAUGAUCCAAGUGGGACAGCUGCGCAUGACAUAGCUACAGUGAACCCCUCUAAAAUCCUCAGUGGCUCAGCCAUUAAAAAAUCUGGGCCACGCAAAUUUGGUGGGUUGACUUCCCGAAGGAAUUACACACAUAAAAAGAAAGUAUUAAAUGAGUUAUAAGCCACAUUGUAAUGGAAUGAGAGACGGUGAUACUAGUGACUGGUGGUUUAUUGGCCCACUGUGUUGAUUUAACAUGGUCCCAUCUGGACGGAUGGCUCUCCCUCUCACUUAUUGUGUUAGUUUUUCAGAAAAGAGAAACACACCUAGACAUGGUAUUUACUGGAUGAGACACACAAAUGUAUUAUUGAAGUUGAAUAUAGCAACAUUUAUGUUAUUGGGUGUUUUAAAAUGUUGUGUAUGGAUUUAUUGAAUUGCUUAUAACAGAGUAUUCUGAAAUGUUUUAUUGUGUUUUAUGUUUCACAUGAUCUUUUAUCAGGUUUGUUCAAAUAUAGAGAGAAAUUUGGUUUCCUAUUGUGUUGUAAAUAUGUUUGAAGUUGUUGAUUUGUCUGGGCCAAAUAAAGUGGUUCAAAUUAAACUAAUUCCCUAAAUUAAAGGGAUAUCAAGUUACUUCCUCUCUUAUAAAGAAUGGGUUCAUUUUUAGGUUAUUAUUUACAAAAACCACACACACACAAAUAUAUAGUCUCUUUAAUUAUUGCAUUCUUAUUGCUUUUAAACUGUAAAUAUACAGGGGAUGUGCAAAAUAACGGAAACACCUCACAAUGUAUUAUAUCAUUAUAAUAAGAAGUAGGGAUACCCUUUUUCUUCAGAACCUCCAAUCUUGGAAUGCUAUAAUGGGUCAUCUAAUGUAAGUCCUGAACUGUGUGUAGUGGGAUAUUGCACCAUUCUUCAAGAAGAAAAGCCUCCAAUUCUUUUUGGGAUGAAGUAGGUGGAAACUGGCUUCCCACUGCGCUCCAGAAUUUUACAUGAUGUUCAGAUCUGAUGAUUGGGGAGGCCAUGGAAGGCUUUUGAUGUUAUACUGGUGUUUAUAAAACAACUCUUGUAUUCAUUUAUCAGAGUAUAUGGGGACGAAAUUCGAUUAACAUAGCGUAGUGGAACCAGCCAUGGAUUGA